AUGUCCUUGUACACCCGACGCACCUCGUUGCCCGCUCUGGACGCUGGCAAGAUUAUCGUCCAAACACCCGUCAAGGAGAACGACCUCGAGAUCGUCCGACUUGCGGCACCUGUGCUCAACACCGCAUACUCCACUCCCUCUCAAACCACAAGCUCCGGAUCCGCCGAUGUCUCUGAAGAUGAAGAUGAUCUGGACACCGAGCGCCUCGAGAACAUGAACUUUGCCGCUAUGCAGCGAUGCCCCUCGCUCACUGCUUCGCAAGACAGUCUCUCGCCCUCUCCUACCCCCUCGCCAAGCUCCGACACAUUUUUUGGAACAACUGACAAGACUGUCGAAGCACUCAAGACUCACAAACCCCGCACGUACGGUACCGUUCUCGUCGUGGGUGUCGGAUUCGUUGGCGCCCAUCUGAUGGAGCGAUUCUCCUCCGCUUACGAGGUCAUCGCUUUCGACGUCUCUGAAAAUCGCUGUCAAUACCUCCGAAAGGCUCACUGCUCCAACCCCAACGUCACUUUUAUCUCGGAUCUCGACGCGGACGAUCGAACAAAGUCGUUCGACCUGUGCCUCGUUUCGGUCCCUACUCUGCUCACACCGGAUAUGAGCCAGGUGGAUCAGACGCACAUCCGAUCCGCUUUCAACAUGGUCUCUCGCGUAGCUCGACCUGGUUCGACCGUCGUAGUCGAGUCGUCGGUUACGGUGGGCAUGACUCGAGAGCUGUUUUCGCCUCUUCUCGCGCGUGGAGUUCACGUCGGUUUCAGCCCGGAACGCGUGGAUCCUGGACGAACCUUCCCCGCUUUCGAGGACAUCCCCAAGGUGGUUUCUGGUCUCAACGAGGCUUCGCUGGAACGAAUCACAGAGCUCUACUCUAGGGUUUUCACCACGGUCGUUCCGGUGAGCAAGCCGGAGGUGGCAGAGUUCACAAAGCUGUACGAAAACUGUCAGAGGUUGAUCAACAUUGCGUACGUCAACGAGAUCGCUGACGCAUGCGCCAAGCACGGGGUGGACGUUCACGAGGUGGUCAAGGCUAGCGCUACAAAGCCAUUCGGAUUCAUGCCCUACUCUCCAUCGUUGGGUGCCGGAGGACACUGCAUUCCAGUCAACCCCUUCUACCUGUUUGCGAACUGCGAUCUUCCUCUGCUCAAGUCGGCUGCUAUCGCAAAUCAGCAACGACCCGUGGAGAAGGCAGUCCAGGUAGCGAGGAUCGCAGCGGAGAGUCAAAAAUCCACCGGUAGGGAGGGGCCAAAGCCAAAGGUGGCCAUCGUAGGGAUGGGUUUCAAGAGGGGCGAGGCGAGUCUGGCGUACGCCCCGACGGUGACGCUGGCAGACAAGCUGACCGAAUUGGGAGUGGACGUCAGCUACGUCGAUGACUUUGUCACUUCGGACAGGUGGAGAAAGGUUCCUUCAGAACUCUUCCAGGACGCCGAAAGGUUCAAUGCUAGUUUCGAUGCGGUCGUGGUAGCACAGAAGCCGAUCGCAAGCGAAUCGGCCGUGUUGGAACAGCUUGACCAGCUCAAAGUGAUUUACUUCACAAAAUGA
Molecule: messenger RNA, 1536 nt
Organism: Pseudozyma hubeiensis SY62
Lineage: Eukaryota; Fungi; Basidiomycota; Ustilaginomycetes; Ustilaginales; Ustilaginaceae
Exons: 1
Coding region: 1-1536 (511 amino acids)
Biological process (GO): polysaccharide biosynthetic process
Molecular function (GO): NAD binding; oxidoreductase activity, acting on the CH-CH group of donors, NAD or NADP as acceptor; oxidoreductase activity, acting on the CH-OH group of donors, NAD or NADP as acceptor
Source: RefSeq, a predicted model, not a curated record